AUGUCACAGAUCAAAUCUGUUGCACUCGCCGGUGCUUCUGGUGCGUUUGGGCCUUAUGUUCUCAGGGGACUCCUCGAUGCCAAAUUUGAGGUCAAGGUGCUCGCCAGAUCCAAGAAAUCUGGACAUUUCGAGGCAGGCAUCGAUGUAGUUGAAGUAGACUUCACAUCCGUGGAAUCAUUGACUGCUGCACUUCAGGGCAUCGACGCGGUCGUAUCUACUGUGGCUGGCACUGCCAUCAAGACCCAGGGUGUGUUGAUUGACGCCGCUGCUCUUGCUGGCGUGAAGCGUUUUAUUCCUUCCGAGUACGGCUCAGUCACCACCAACCCCAAAGUCCAAACCUUUCCACUAUACGAUAACGUAUUCAUGAUCCGGAACCACCUUCAAGAGAAAGCAGAUGUUGGACAGCUGACUUGGACGGUACUCGCCUGUGGAGCCUUCCUAGAAUUCCUAUUGGCGUCGAGCUCGACCGGCUUAUUGGAUUUUGCAAAUCGCAAAGCUACCUUGCUUGACGGUGGUGACAACAGGCUCACUUCCACUUCACUCACGACUGCCGGGAAAGCGAUCGCGGAGAUUUUGAAGAACUCCGAAGCCACCAAGAACAGGGUUGUCAAGGUUUCGGAAAUCAUCUUGACGCAGAAUCAGCUGUUGCAAAUUGCACAAAAGUUGAAGCCAGAAGACAAAUGGCACACCAGCACGGUUGCCACGAGUGCGCUCUUGAAAGAGGGUCUCGACGAAUUCAGCGCUGGCGACUUUAGCUUCCCAGUUAUUUUCAAAAUCAUCGCAGGUACCGGACUUGCAGGCGAAACGUACGGCAGCGCUUAUGAUGAGACCGAUAAUGACCUACUUGGAGUUCAGGAACUGACCGAAGCAGAUUUGACAAGAGUGGUAGCUGAGAAGCUGGGAUAG
Messenger RNA from Exophiala bonariae, 906 nucleotides. RefSeq lists its product as uncharacterized. Bases 1 to 906 code for a protein of 301 amino acids. The record is from RefSeq and is a predicted model, not a curated record. The transcript has 2 exons. Gene Ontology annotation, molecular function: oxidoreductase activity. Lineage: Eukaryota; Fungi; Ascomycota; Eurotiomycetes; Chaetothyriales; Herpotrichiellaceae.